AUGCUUCGCAAACUCACCGUCGACCAGAUCAACGACUGGUUCACCAUCGGCAAGACCGUGACGAAUGUGGAGCUGCUGGGCUCGCCGCCCGUCUUCCCGGCCGAGGCGGCCCGGGAGGAGGCGCCGCGCAAGGACGCGGCCCUGGGCUCCGGCCCCGCAGUCCGGGCUAAGACCCCGGCCCUGGCCCUGGCGUGGCCGGCAGCGGCGUUCGGGAGAUCACUCAGCCAAAGGACCUCAGAAAUGGAGUAUAUUAACAAAUACAGACAACUUGAAGCACAAGAAUUUGAUUUGUAUGGUGGUGAUCAAGCAACUAGUGGGCCAGGUCCAAAGCCACCUUUGGCUAAAUUAAGCAAUGUGACAUGCAUCCCAGAGACAACUUAUAAAUAUCCUGAUUUGCCUAUAAAUCGAUGUAAGGAAGAGGUAAAAUUAUUUUUGUUAGACUGUAAUUUUGCUGUAGGGCUAGAGAAAAUAGCAACGGAGGACACCAAGUUAAUUUAUAUGACAACUGGAGUCCUGCUUCAGAAAAUAGUUAGUGCCAAGAGUUUGAUGGAAUUCACGCACAUCUUCAUCGAUGAAGUACACGAGCGAACUGAAGAAAUGGAUUUCCUGCUGUUGGUCGUCCGCAAACUUUUAAGAACAAAUUCUCGUUUUGUGAAGGUUGUCCUGAUGUCGGCCACUAUCAACUGUAAAGAGUUUGCAGACUACUUUGCCGUUCCUGUUCAGAACAAAAUGAAUCCUGCGUAUAUUUUUGAAGUGGAAGGCAAGCCCCAUUCAAUUGAAGAGUAUUAUCUUAAUGAUUUGGGGCACAUUCAUCACAGCAGGCUUUCUCCACAUCUCCUGGAGGAACCGGUGAUAACUAAGGAAAUAUAUGAAGUUGCUGUCUCUCUAAUUCAGAUGUUUGAUGACUUAGAUAUGAAAGAGAGUGGGAACAAGACUUGGUCAGGUGCCCAGUUUGUAUCGGAGCGAAGCAGUGUGUUGGUGUUUUUGCCAGGUCUGGGUGAAAUAAACUAUAUGCAUGAACUUCUCACAAAUAUGGUUCACAAAAGAUUACAGGUCUAUCCACUCCAUUCAAGUGUGACUUUAGAAGAACAGAAUAAUGUAUUUUUAAGUCCAGUCCCUGGGUACAGAAAGAUCAUUCUGUCCACCAACAUUGCGGAGAGUUCCGUCACAGUGCCAGAUGUCAAGUAUGUUAUAGAUUUUUGUUUGACUAGAACACUGGUUUGUGAUGAAGACACAAAUUAUCAGAGUCUGCGAUUGAGUUGGGCCUCUAAAACCAGUUGUAACCAGAGAAAAGGCCGUGCUGGACGAUUGUCUAGAGGAUACUGUUACAGACUGAUCCACAAGGAUUUCUGGGACAACUCCAUCCCUGAUCGUGUUGUUCCGGAGAUGUUGCGCUGUCCAUUGGGAAGCACGAUCUUGAAAGUGAAAUUACUAGACAUGGGAGAACCACGAGCUUUGCUGGCAACUGCCCUUUCUCCUCCUCGUCUGAGUGACAUCGAGCGCACGAUCCUUCUGCUCAAGGAGGUUGGCGCACUUGCGGUCAGCGGGCAGAGAGAAGAGGAGAACCCCCACGACGGUGAAUUGACCUUCUUAGGAAGAGUUUUGGCCCAGCUUCCUGUUAACCAGCACCUUGGUAAACUCAUAGUCCUUGGACAUGUAUUUGGAUGUCUAGAUGAAUGUCUUAUUAUAGCGGCAGCUCUUUCUUUGAAGAAUUUUUUUGCGAUGCCUUUUCGGCAGCAUCUUGAUGGAUACAGGAGCAAAGUGAGUUUCUCUGGCAAUAAUAAGAGUGACUGUAUUGCACUGGUUGAGGCAUUUAAAACGUGGCAGGCUUGCAGGCAGAGAGGAGAGCUGCGGCAUCCAAAGGAUGAACUUGACUGGGGACGGUUAAAUUACAUUCAAAUCAAGAGAAUUAGAGAGGUGGCUGAAUUGUAUGAAGAACUGAAGAAUAGAAUCUCACAGUUCAACAUGUAUGUGGAUUCGCGGCGACCUGUCAUGGACCCAGAGUAUAUAUACAAGCAGCGAUUCAUCCUGCAGGUUGUGUUGGCAGGUGCUUUUUAUCCAAAUUACUUCACUUUUGGACAACCUGAUGAGGAGAUGACCGUGCGGGAGCUGGCUGGCAAAGACCCAAAGACAACUGUCGUGCUGAAGCACAUUCCUCCCUACGGGUUUCUCUACCACAAACAGCUACAGUCUCUCUUUAGACCGUGUGGGCAAGUCAGAUCCAUUGUAUUUGAUGGUGCAAAAGCCUUUGUGGAGUUUUCGCGUAAUCCAACGGAGAGAUUUAAAACUCUUCCUGCAGUGUAUAUGGCAGUUAAGAUGUCUCAGCUGAAAGUCUCACUGGAGCUCAGUGUGCACUCUGCAGAGGAGAUUGAAGGGAAGGUGCAAGGAGGGAGUGUGUGCAAGCUCAGGAGCACGAGGGUGAAUGUGGACUUCCAGAAGCAGACAAUAGAGCCCAUACAAGUCUCAUUUAACACGCCAGACAGGUCCUGGACCGCUACAGAUCUGCUUCUAACGAUUGAUGUCACAGAGGUGGUUGAAGUGGGACACUUUUGGGGAUAUAGGAUUGAUGAAAAAAAUGCGAAGAUUCUGAAAAAUCUUACUGCUGAAAUAAACCAGCUGAAAUUGGUACCCUUGGCCACUCACCCACAUCCAGACUUGGUCUGUCUGGCACCUUUUGCUGAUUUUGACAAAGAAAGCUACUUUAGAGCUCAAAUUCUUUAUGUUUCUGGAAAUUCUGCUGAGGUGUUCUUUGUAGAUUAUGGUAAUAGGUCUCAUGUGGAUCUGGAUCUUUUAAUGGAGAUUCCCUGUCAAUUUCUUGAACUUCCCUUUCAGGCUUUGGAAUUUAAGAUUUGCAAAAUGAGACCAUCAGCAAAAUCUCUUGUCUGUGGUGAGCACUGGAGUGAUUCGGCCAGCCAGCGGUUUGCCUCCCUAGUGAGCAGCUGCGCUCUCCUGGUGAAGGUCUUCUCUGUCGUGCACAGUGUCCUGCACGUGGACGUGUACCGGUACUCGAGAGUCCAGGACGCCAUCAACAUAAGAGAUGUCCUCAUCGAGGAGGGCUAUGCCGAGCUCAUGGAGGAGUCCUAUGAGUCGAAACAAAGCCACGAAGUUCUCAAGGGUCUCUUUUCCAAAUCAGUAGAAAACACAACAGGUGGGUCUGUGCCAUCCUCCAUGAAGGACGACGAGAAGUAUCUAAUACGGAUUUUGUUAGAGAGCUUUUCUUCCAGUAAACUGGGUACUCCAAAUUGUAAGGCAAUACUCCAUGGGCCUUUCAACCCUUGUGAACUGAAGUGUCAUAGUUUGACCAGAAUAUCCAAGUUCAGGUGCGUUUGGAUCGAGAAGGAGAGCAUCAACUCUGUCAUCAUCAGCGACGCCCCGGAAGACCUGCACCAGAGGAUGCUGGUUGCAGCUUCCCUGUCGGUCAACGCAACUGGCUCCACCAUGCUGCUGAGAGAAACCUCUCUGAUGCCUCCCAUCCCUGGCCUCCCGGCUCUGCUCAGCAUGCUCUUUGCACCGGUGAUGGAGUUAAGGGUUGAUCGGGAUGGCAAAUGCUAUACUGGAGUCCUUUGUGGCUUGGGGUGGAAUCCAGCUACAGGGGCCCCCAUACUGCCGGAGCAUGACAUGGAGCUGGCGUUUGACGUUCAUCUCAACGUGGAGGAUGUGGUGGAGAUUAAUAUUCUCAGGGCUGCUGUUAACAAGCUAGUAUGUGACGGGCCAAAUGGAUCUAAGUAUCUCGGGCCAGAAAGAAUCGCGCAGUUACAAGAUAACGCUCGUCAGAAACUCUUAGGUUUGUUUUGUCAGUCAAAACCAAGAGAGAAGAUUGUUCCUAAGUGGCAUGAAAAGCCCUACGAGUGGAAUCAGGUUGACCCAAAGCUGGUCAUGGAGCAGGCUGACCGGGAGAGCAGCAGAGGGAAGAACACCUUCCUCUACCAGCUUCACAAACUGAUCGUGCUCAGUGCCUGA
Propithecus coquereli (Coquerel's sifaka) is the source of this 3960-nucleotide messenger RNA. RefSeq names its product tudor domain containing 9 (gene TDRD9). NCBI's taxonomy places the organism in Eukaryota, Metazoa, Chordata, Mammalia, Primates, Indriidae. The record is from RefSeq and is a predicted model, not a curated record. Gene Ontology annotation, cellular component: intracellular anatomical structure. The transcript has 35 exons. The coding region runs from base 1 to 3960 and encodes 1319 amino acids. Gene Ontology annotation, molecular function: RNA binding.